Molecule: messenger RNA, 1091 nt
Organism: Drosophila sechellia
Lineage: Eukaryota; Metazoa; Arthropoda; Insecta; Diptera; Drosophilidae
Product: solute carrier family 15 member 2
Exons: 3
Coding region: 1-975 (324 amino acids)
Biological process (GO): transmembrane transport
Cellular component (GO): membrane
Molecular function (GO): transmembrane transporter activity
Source: RefSeq, a predicted model, not a curated record
AUGAUACACACUUACCCAUUGAUACCGAGCAGUGGUAAUACCCAGCUACGCGUCUUCAGCGGUAUUCCCGACUGCGAUUAUCGCUUCAGUACGAACCUCGGAGCCCGGGAGAGCUUCACCUUAAGGGGGCUGGACUUCUACUAUUCGGGUAGCGUGGCGACGAGCACCGACGGUACCUUCCAGUUAACAUACACCGUGGAGAGUCUAACUGAGGGUUGCGUAAUCCUGGAGGGCGGAACCCAGCAGUUGUAUGAGGCCACCGCCCACUCACUUUUCCUGCGACCUUCGCACGCCAUCACUAAGUAUUGGUACGAAGACGAGGUGCAGAAGUCGAAUCGCUCGUGGGCUUUUGUGCGAAACCUGGCGAAUCUCUUGGCCACCACGCGUGUGGUUUGGCGGGAGGAUUCCGGGGAUACGGUGGCCCUGGAUUUACCCGCCCGCAAUCACGAUCUCUACGAGCUAAGUACGGGCGAUUACAACGUUCAGGUGGCGGAUCACAAUCUUACAAGCAUAGAGUUACGCGCUGGAGGCGUUUACGCCCUGCUGAUCGGCCAGAGUCACGGGACAUUCGUAUCGCGACUCAUCGAGGUGACCAGCCCCAAUUCGAUGCACAUGCUCUGGCUGGUGCCGCAGUACGUGGUAAUGACCCUCGGCGAGGUGAUGUUCUCGGUGACGGGACUGGAGUUCUCCUACUCCCAGUCGCCGCCAAGCAUGAAGAGUGUCCUGCAGGCCUGUUGGCUGCUAACGGUGGCCUUCGGCAACGUCAUCGUCGUGGUUGUGGCGGAACUCAAGUUCUUCGACUCGCAAGCCAGCGAGUUCUUCCUGUUCGCCGGCCUCAUGUUCGUCGACAUGCUGGUCUUCAUGUUCGUGGCCUACUACUAUAAGCCAUAUGAUGAGGUGGCUGCCCUGGUGCAGAGGGUAAGGGCUAGACGGGAACGGAAAUGGCAGGAUCUCGACCGAUUUAAGAGGGACUAGGAGUACGGAUGCCUGCUUGUCAUUUGAAUCUGUGCGCUUAUUGUAUCCUUAUGUGUAGUUCUUUUACGAUACGAAAUAAAUAUCCCAAAAAUACGGCAAAACAAAGACUUUUUAAU